AUGUUAGAGGCACGACUCGAGCAGGCCCAGAUCCUGAAAAAGGUGGUUGAUUCUAUCAAGGAUCUGGUGCAGGAUUGUAACUUCGACUGCAAUGACUCGGGUAUCGCGCUGCAGGCCAUGGACAACUCUCACGUCGCCCUUGUGUCGAUGAUGCUGAAGGCCGAAGGUUUCUCUCCUUACCGCUGCGACCGCAAUAUUGCCCUCGGUGUAAAUCUCGUCUCCCUCACGAAAGUUCUACGUGCAGCACAGAACGAAGAUAUCCUCACAUUAAAGGCUGAAGAUGCGCCUGAUUCCCUUAAUCUCGUCUUCGAGAGCAGCGAGAACGACCGUAUCAGCGAAUACGACUUGAAGCUCAUGGAUAUCGACCAGGAGCACUUGGGUAUUCCCGAAACGGAGUAUGCUGCGACUAUCUCUAUGCCCUCGUCUGAGUUCAGACGUAUCUGCACGGAUUUGAUGGCUAUGUCUGAAUCUGUGACGAUCGAUGCUACCAAGGACGGAGUCAAAUUCUCCUGCAACGGUGAUAUCGGUAACGGUGCCGUUACGCUUCGAAGCCACCAGAACGUCGACAAGCCCGAACUCAACAUCGAUAUUGAGCUCACCGAGCCGGUCGGCCUUACCUUCUCCCUCAAGUACCUAGUCAACUUCUGCAAAGCCCAAGCUCUAUCCAGCACCGUCAAGAUCUGCUUAUCCAACGAGGUACCUCUUCUAGUGGAGUAUGGAUUGGCCGGCAGCAGUUACUUGAGGUUCUACCUCGCUCCCAAGAUUGGUGACGAAGAGUAA
This is a messenger RNA of Daldinia childiae, 780 nucleotides long. Its product is annotated as Proliferating cell nuclear antigen. The transcript has 4 exons. Bases 1 to 780 code for a protein of 259 amino acids. Gene Ontology annotation, biological process: mismatch repair; leading strand elongation; translesion synthesis. Gene Ontology annotation, molecular function: DNA polymerase processivity factor activity; DNA binding. The record is from RefSeq and is a predicted model, not a curated record. Gene Ontology annotation, cellular component: PCNA complex. Lineage: Eukaryota; Fungi; Ascomycota; Sordariomycetes; Xylariales; Hypoxylaceae.